AUGGCGUGCCACGGACCUGCGGAAUCCAACGAUGUGCUUCAGCUGUCGGCGGAGGGCGGCGGUCGGCGGAACACUUGGAGGAUCGUUACCAUGGCAACAAGAUUGCUAGUCGCCACGGGAUUUGUCGUGAGGCCAGUAGAAUACACGUUCUUCUACCCUCUAGAGGAAGCAGCGUGGGCCAUGGAUCGGUUCAUUCCAUCCUCGAGACAGCCUCAGCACUGGAGCAGAAACUACCACGGAUCCCAAGAGCGCCGCCGGUCCUUUGGUCGCCGCAGGAUGUCUCCAGAUUCUCAAGACAAAGGAACGUCAUCCUACAGGCAAGGGGUGACGUUGAGAGCAGAGGAUCUAUUAGUAGAUGGAGAAAACAAGUUCGGUUCUGGCUCAAAGACAUAUCCAGCCAAUUACUUAGCCCCCAGACCAGGUGACCGACGUGCAGCGCUGGGCGGCAGUGCGACCGAGCUGACUCAGUGUGAGCGUCCAAAAGCCCCACUACGUCGCUCUUCAGAAGGCAGCUACGCCCUGCGCAGAAAAUCUUCGUCUUCAAAUGCAGCAGACGACCCAACGUCCAGUGAUCCAUCCUCUUCGUGUACAACUUCGUCCUCUUCCUCUUCUGAAUCAGGCAAAUGA
Messenger RNA from Stegodyphus dumicola, 627 nucleotides. RefSeq lists its product as uncharacterized. Lineage: Eukaryota; Metazoa; Arthropoda; Arachnida; Araneae; Eresidae. The record is from RefSeq and is a predicted model, not a curated record.